Messenger RNA from Trypanosoma cruzi, 825 nucleotides. RefSeq lists its product as uncharacterized. Bases 1 to 825 code for a protein of 274 amino acids. The transcript has a single exon. The record is from RefSeq and is a predicted model, not a curated record. Lineage: Eukaryota; Euglenozoa; Kinetoplastea; Trypanosomatida; Trypanosomatidae.
AUGGCGACCAUAAAGGCACGCCACAAAAGCCACUGUGAUCGCACAAGCUCUUGCGACGAGCGUCGGUGUGUGCAUGGAUCCGCUGCUCACACGUGCUGGCAGGCAGCCUGCAGCCGGUGCCCUCGUGCCAGUUCAUCGGCUCCAUCACGGAAAAGAGAAAACGGCCUAUUCCCGAUGCACUUAUUCCCACCAGCAGCACCAACACGCUGGUCGCCAGCCGUCAUUCCUCACCACAUCCAGGAAUGCCGAAAAGUGCCGUGGAGCUGUCAGCCAGCAAUGCCACAAUCCCCGCACACAUGUCGGCUCCACCAGAGAAGACACACAAAUCACAAACAACACCCCUCACAUGUUUUCCGAACAUCGCUCCGACACACCGCGACACGCCAAACAGAAGUAUUCGUCACUCCACGCACCUCCCCACACAAUCAAAUAGUCCACGCACCACGCACGGCAGCAGCCCACACCCGUCAAACAAGCGCUCUUCGGAGCAGUGUUGUCCACGUCCUGCAGUGGGAAGUAAACAAACGAGACAGGCUGCCAAACCCAAAGGAGUGCCACGACUGGCCGCAAGUCGACGGAGCGCUGCCACUCAAAACAAUUCAGUCCUCAUGCCCUCAGCCUCCCACCUUCUCCCACAAUAGCCCCAAGAGCUGCAAAUCAAACGCGCAACGCCCCUUCCCCAGCAGCAGCCGCCAACGGAGCGCAAGCCCCGCUGCACACACCACGACGAUUCCACUCAUCGUGCCGACGGUCCGCAGCGCCAGCUCAGCGCCACACUCCACCGCCCCGCCGUCCCACGGAGACAUCUUGCCUCCAACAAAAUAA